Molecule: messenger RNA, 1525 nt
Organism: Vombatus ursinus (common wombat)
Lineage: Eukaryota; Metazoa; Chordata; Mammalia; Diprotodontia; Vombatidae
Gene: PPP1R35
Product: protein phosphatase 1 regulatory subunit 35
Exons: 4
Coding region: 134-952 (272 amino acids)
Biological process (GO): negative regulation of phosphatase activity
Molecular function (GO): phosphatase binding
Source: RefSeq, a predicted model, not a curated record
GGAGGGGGUUGUUCUCCCAGCCUUCUCUUGGGAACGCUAACGGGUUUUGGUGGCUGCGCCGCGGACUCCUGGACCAUAGCGUUUCUGACCAGUGGGCUUACUCCAGAUCUUCCUCCCCUUUGCCAAUUACCGGAUGAUGCUGAGUCGGGGCAAGGGAAGGUUCGGGGGACCCUCGAGGGAGGGGGUGACCGUGGGGGCUCCAGAAGUAGAACCCGAACCCUUUGCCUCCAAGCCCGAGCCCGAACCCGGCCUGGACCUGAGUCUGAGCCCAGGCCCGAGGAGCCCCGAGCCGCCCUGCUCCAUCCUCCGGCUGGGGGGAGCCAGGUCCGGGGGCCGGAGAGGACAGCAAAGAGCGCGGCAGGUUCGCUUCCACCUGGCUUCCCCGUGUCAGUCUCCCGCUUCCAGCGUGUCCCCGCCACGGGGGAGGAUACCCACAGACGAACCUUUGGAGAAGUGUGAAGCCUUACCACACCUCGUAGCCCCAGGGCUUCAAAGUACCCUGGCCCUGGGGCAACAACUAGAGUCCCUUAGGGAGGUCACAGCCUUGGGGCAGUUUGAUGCCCUGAAGGCUGCAGAGGAGCAGUUGAAAAGUUCAUUCUUAAGUCGCUGUGAGAUGGAGGAAAACGUGUCGGAGGGGUUGAACAUGCCUAGAUCCCAGCGGCUCUACCGGGACCUGGUGAGCCUGCAGGUGCCAAAGGAGCAAGUGUUGAAUGCUGCGUUGAUGGAAAGACUGGCCUUGCUUCCAUCACAGCCUCAGGUCCCAAUCCACAAGAUAAAGGAGGUUCCUGCGGCAGGUCCAGAACUAAGCAUCUUAUGUGAUCCCCAAUCACUGGCCCAUGAGUCUCCACACUUAAUGCUUGAAGGGUUCCCACUCUUGAAGCUAAAGCCACAGACCCGUCCUGCAGAGGAUACCUUCCUCAUGCAUCAGACUCUCAGACGGUGGGAUACAUAGUAUUACAGAAUUGUCUUCACUUUUAUUUUUGUUGUGGUGGGAAGGGUGCACAUAUUGGUAUUGUCCUUUACAUUGGGUUUUAUAGAAAUAAAGUUUUUUGAUAAGUGAACUUUUUUUCUGAGGAUUUGGAAAAGGUUGGUAAUCAGUAAGGCUUAGCCUAAUAAGAGCCUAAGAACAGCUCUUGAAAACUUUCUCUUAUUGAGUGCUACUGUGCUACUCCCAUAGGGUUUGAACCUUCCAGGGGAAGGGGUGAGAAAAGCAACAUGAAGAUGGGAAAUGGUGUGAAGAUAGCUUCCCCCUUACCCAAAAAGGAUCCUAGUAAUCUCUCUUUUAUAUGAAAUAGGAGUGGGAAGAUAUAAAGGUUGAUUUCCUCUCCGGUUAUUGGAUUUAAAAGUAUUGUAUGUUCUGUUUUCUUCUUGUGCAUGGCCACAUUUGAGGCUAUGGGAUCUCCUUCAGCAGAGGACAACCUAAUGUCACUUUCCCUUGUAGAGUUUUGGGACAUGUGACUACUUGCAGAAAAAGUAGAGUUCUCCACACCUCCCUAGUCAAUAAAAGCCCUACUCUUUUACAGGA